CCACUGUUGAAGUCACAUGACUGGGUGAACCGUAUGAAGGAAAAAUGGCUGCGCAUCUGUCGUACGGACGAGUAAAUUUAAACAUCUUAAGAGAAGCAGCUAGGAAAGAGCUGCGUGAGUUUCUGGACAAAUGUGCUGGAAGUAAGGCCAUUGUUUGGGAUGAAUAUCUGACUGGACCAUUUGGACUGAUAGCCCAGUACUCUCUACUGAAGGAACAUGAAGUGGAAAAGAUGUUUACUCUGAAAGGUGGGCGGCUUCCGUCGGCCGAUGUGAAGAAUAUCAUCUUCUUUGUGCGUCCCAGACUGGAGCUGAUGGAUAUUAUUGCAGAGAAUGUGUUCAGUGAAGAUAAGCAGUCGCCACGGGAGUUCCACAUCCUGUUUGUCCCUCGGCGGAGCAUGCUGUGUGAACAGCGGUUAAAAGAGCAGGGUGUUUUGGGUUCUUUCAUCAAUAUCGAAGAGUAUAUCCUGGACCUCAUUCCAUAUGAUGGUGAUCUUCUUUCCAUGGAGUACGAAAGUGCAUUUCGGGAGUGCUACCUGGAGAACGACCAAACAAGUCUCUACCACACAGCCAAAGGUCUUAUGACCUUACAGGCUCUGUACGGCACUAUUCCACAGAUAUACGGGAAAGGAGAAUGUGCCCGGCAUGUGGCUAACAUGAUGCUGAGGAUGAAGAGAGAGUUUGCUGGCAGUCAAAAUCAGAUCCUCCCAGUUUUUGACUCGUUGCUCCUCCUUGACCGAAACGUAGACCUUCUUACCCCUUUGGCCACACAGCUGACCUAUGAAGGGCUCAUCGAUGAGAUCUAUGGAAUCACUAAUGGUUAUGUCAAGUUGCCUCCUGAGAAGUUUGCACAGAAAAAGCAAGGUGAGACGAGCAAAGAUUUACCCACCGAGGCCAAGAAGUUGCAGCUGAACUCAGCGGAGGAGCUGUAUGCUGAAAUCCGGGACAAGAAUUUUAAUGCGGUUGGAGCUGCUCUCAGCAAGAAGGCCAAAAUCAUUUCUGCUGCUUUUGAGGAACGUCACAAUGCUAAAACAGUGGGCGAAAUAAAGCAGUUUGUGUCCCAGUUGCCUCACAUGCAGGCGGCUCGCAGCAGCCUGGCCAACCACACGUCUGUGGCCGAACUCAUCAAAGACAUUACAACUUCUGAGUCCUUCUUUGAUAAUCUGACCGUUGAGCAGGAGUUCAUGACUGGUGUCGACACAGACAAGGUGAACACAUACAUUGAAGACUGCAUCGCCCAGAAAGACCCUCUCAUCAAGAUCCUGCGCCUCGUGUGCAUGCAGUCGGUGUGCAACAACGGACUGAAGCAGAAGAUAUUGGAUUACUACAAGAGAGAGAUUCUUCAGACCUAUGGUUAUGAACACAUGCUAACGCUGAACAACCUGGAGAAGGGUGGGCUUCUGAAACUGCAGACAGGCUCCAGGAAUAACUAUCCAACCAUUCGGAAAACUCUCAAACUGUGGAUGGAAGAUGCCAAUGAGCAGAAUCCAAACGACAUCUCGUACGUGUACAGUGGCUACGCCCCGCUCAGUAUCCGCCUGACGCAGGUCCUGGCCAGGCCAGGUUGGCGAAGCAUCGAGGAGGUGCUCAAAAUGCUCCCUGGUCCACACUUUGAGGAGAGGCAACAGCUCCCGCCAGGACUCCACAAAAAACGCCAGCAGGGAGAGAAUCGAACCACCCUGGUGUUUUUCCUAGGUGGAGUGACUUAUGCAGAAAUAGCAGCCCUGCGUUUCCUUUCUCAAAUGGAAGACAGUGGGAUGGAGUAUGUCAUAGCAACCACAAAACUCAUCAAUGGCACAACUUGGAUCAAAUCUCUCCAGGACCAUCCCGAGGCCCAGAACGCAUGAGUCACAUGAUCUCCCACCUGCACACAUCAAAUAAUCCAUCGAUCAGAGAAGACUGAGCAGCUUCCUUCAUUUCCGUGUCAGCGUGAUGCAGGUGUUGCAUUGAUGUCAGAGCUGGCAGAACAACAGGAGAGUUCUUGACUCUUUUUUUCUGCACCUGCUUUUAAAUGGACUUUGGUCCAUAACUCUGUAUGUUUGUAUUUAUGAGCAAGAUAUUUGGGGUGUCUGUAAUAACAUGUCAUUAUUUCUGUUGAAAACAAGGUCAAUUAAAUU
Synchiropus splendidus (mandarinfish) is the source of this 2114-nucleotide messenger RNA. It is a transcript of the gene vps33a, whose product is annotated as VPS33A core subunit of CORVET and HOPS complexes. Gene Ontology annotation, cellular component: CORVET complex; lysosome. The transcript is spliced from 13 exons. The coding region runs from base 45 to 1844 and encodes 599 amino acids. Gene Ontology annotation, biological process: intracellular protein transport; vesicle-mediated transport. The record is from RefSeq and is a predicted model, not a curated record. Lineage: Eukaryota; Metazoa; Chordata; Actinopteri; Syngnathiformes; Callionymidae.